Molecule: messenger RNA, 744 nt
Organism: Trypanosoma brucei brucei TREU927
Lineage: Eukaryota; Euglenozoa; Kinetoplastea; Trypanosomatida; Trypanosomatidae
Product: U2 splicing auxiliary factor, putative
Exons: 1
Coding region: 1-744 (247 amino acids)
Biological process (GO): mRNA splicing, via spliceosome
Cellular component (GO): U2AF complex; spliceosomal complex
Molecular function (GO): pre-mRNA 3'-splice site binding; zinc ion binding
Source: RefSeq, a predicted model, not a curated record
AUGUAUCAAGACCGUUGCAUAUUUUUCUCCAAAAUGGGGGCCUGUCGGCAUGGGGACGGCUGCACGAAGGUUCAUGUCCGGCCAACCACCUCGCCGACAGUUCUUUUUCCCUUCAUGUACCCGAACCCCGCGGCUAUUGAGCACAUUCAGGAUAGGGAAUGGAAUUUUCACUUUGAAAGGAAGUAUUUGAGGCGGCAUUUUGAGCACUUUUACAAGGAGACGUGGCGGACGUUUAUGGAACUUGGACGGAUUGCUGAGCUGCGCGUUGUGAGCAACCUCGGAGACCAUUUGCUUGGCAACGUUUAUAUCCGCUUUGAAGAUAGUCACGAUGCCUCUCGCAUCGUACGGGAACUAAAGGCGAAGAAAUUGAACGACAUUGUUCUGUUGCCGGAGCUGAGUCCUGUAACAAACUUUGCUGAGGCUUGCUGUAAGGAGGACCUGGAGGGUAAAUGCGAACGCGGACCGCAGUGUAAUUACCUGCACAUCAUGAAGGUGUCUCGGAAAUUAAUGGAGAAGUUAGAAAAAGAGCAGGCUAAGUUUUGGAAAAAGAAGGAGAAGCACAGCAGCAGCAGCAGUAGCAGUCGCAAGAGGGAACGCUCAAAAGAACGUGGUGGAGAGCGCUCGAAGGAACGCUCGAAGGAGCGCGGGAGGGACAGGCAAAAGUCACCUCGGGGGUAUUCCAGCGACAUGUGCCAUAUUUGUGGAAAAUCUGGUCACAUCUCUCGCGAAUGCCCCUUAAAAUAA